AUGGGGGGGGUGGGGUUUGGUGGGUGUGUGUUUUUGGGGGUGGGUGGGGGGUGUGUGGAUGGUUGGGGGGGGGGUGUGUGGGGUUUGUUGGUGGUGGGGGGGGGGUUGGUGGGUUUGGGGGGUGGGUGUGUGUUGGGUGGGUGGGUGGAGGUUGGGGGGGGGGGGGGGGUGGGGUGUGGUUGGGUUUGUGGGUUUGGGGGGGUUUUGGGGGUGUGUGGGGGUGGGUGUGGGGGGGUGGUGGUGGGUUGUUGGUGUUGUGGUUGGGUGGGGGUUGUUGGGGGGUUUUGGUGGGGGUGUUGUGGGGUGUGGGGGUGUUGGUGUGGGUGUUGGGUUGUGUGGUUGUGGGGGUGUGGGGUUGUGUGGGUGGGGGUUGGUUGGGUGUUGGUUGUUUGGGUUUGGUGGUGGUUUUGUAUGUGUUGUGUUUGGGGGGGUGGGUGUGGUUUGUUGGGUGUUGUUUUGGUGUUUGGGUUUUGGGUUUUGGGGGGUGUGGGGUUGUGGUGUUUUUGGUGUGGGUGGUGUUUUGUGUUUGUGGGGGUUUGUUUGUUGUGGGUUGGGUGGGUUUUUGGUGGGUGUUUUGGUGGUUUUUGUGGGUGGUGUUUGGGUGGUUGGGGUAGGGUGGGGGGUUUUUUUUUUAUGGGUUUGGGUGGGUGUGGUGGGUUGUGGGGGGGGGUUGUGGUGUGGGGGUGGGUGUUGUUUUUUUGUUGGGUUUGGUGUUGGGUGGGGGGUGUGUUGGUGUUGUGGUGUGUGUGGGGGUGUUGGGUUUUGGUGUUGGUUUGUUUGUUUGUUUGGGGUGGGGGGGUGGUGGGGGUUGUGGUGGGGGUGGUUGGGUGGGGGUGUGGGUUUUUUGUUUUUGUUGGGGUGUGGUGGGUGGGUGGGGGGGAUGGUGUUUUUGGGUUGGGGUUGUGUGGGGGGUGGGGGGGGUUGGUGGUGGUGUGUUUGGUGUGUGUUGGGUGUUGGGGGUGGUUAUUUUUUUUUUGUGUUUUGUUGUUUGGGUUGUGGUGUUUUGUUGUGGUGUGGGAGGGUGUGGGGUGGUUGUGGGGUUUUUUGUGGGGGGUGUUGUGGGGGUGUGGUUUGGGGGUUUUGGGGGUGGGGUUGGUGGUGGUUUUUUUUGGGGGGGUUGGUUGUGGGGGUUUGGGAUUUGGGUUUGUUGGGGGUGGUGGUUUUGUUUUUUGGUGUGUUGGGUUUUUUGUUUGUGUGUUGGGGUUGGUGUGGUGUUUGUGUGUGGGUAUUUGGUUUGGUUUGGUUUGGGGGUGUUGUGGUGUUUUUUUUGGUGUGGUGUUUUGUGUGGGUUUUGUGUGUGGUGUUUUUUGUUGUGGUGGUGUGGUUUGUUUUGGGUUGUUGGUUGUGUGUUUGUUGGGAUUUUUUUGUUUUGUUUUUUGGUGUGUUGUGUGGGGUGUAGUGUUUUUGUGUGUUGGGUUUUUUUGUUUGUUUGUUGUUGUGUGUGUGUGUUUUGUGUUUUUGGUGGUUUUUUUUUUGUUGUUGUGGGGGGGGGGUUUUUGUGGGGUUUGGGUGUUGUGGUUGGGUUUGGGGUGUUGUUUGGUUUUGUGGGUUUUGUGGGUGUUGUGGUUGGUGUUUUGUUGGGUGUGGUUUUGUGGUUGUGUGUUUGUGGUUGGUUGUGUGUUGUGUUGUGGUGUGUGUGGUGUUUGGUUUGUGGGGGGUUGGGGGUUGUUUGGGGGUGGUUUGUUGGGGGGGGUUGUUGUUUUGGGGUGGUGGGUUUGUUUGGUGUGUUGUUGUUUUGUGUUUUUUGUGGUGGGUGGUUUGGUUGGGUUGUUGUGGUGUGUGUUUUGUGGGUGUGGGGUGGGGUGGGGUGGGGGGGGGGGGGGGGGGUGGUUGGGUGGGGGUGGGGUGGGGGUGUUGUUUUGGGUGGGGUUUUGGGGUGGUUGGGGUUUGGGGUGUGUGGUGUGUGGUGUUGGGGUGGUGGGUGGUGUGGUGUGUGGUGGUGGGGGGGGUGUGUUUGUUGUGUGGUUGGUUUGGUGGGGGGGGGGGGUUGGUUGUUGGGGGUGGGGGUGGGGUUGUUGUUGGGUGGGGUGGGGUUGGGGUGUGGUGUGGUUUGGGGGGGUUUGUUGGUGUUUUUGUUGGGUUGUUGUUGGUUGGGUUUUAUUGUUGUUGUUUUUGUGUGGUGUUGUUGUUUUUUGUGUUUGGUGUGGUGGGUGUGUUGUGGUGUGGGGUUUGGUUUAUGUUGGGGGGGGUUGGUGGGUUGGUUGGGUGUGUGUUUGGUUGUGUUGUGUUUGUGGUUUGGGGGGUGGUGGGUUUGAUGUAGGUGUUGGUUUUUUUGGGUGUUGGGUGGUUGGGUGGGUUGGGGGUUUUGGUUUUGGGUGUUGGUUGGGUUGGGGGGUGUGUUGGGGGGUUUGGGGUUGGUGGUUGGUGGUUUUUUGUGUUUUUGUUUUUUUGUUUGUGUUUUGUGUUGGGGUGGGGUUGUUGGUUGGUGGUUGGGUUUGGGGGGGUUUUUGGUUGGUUGGGUUGGGGUGGUGGGGUUUGGUUGGGUUUGGGGGGUUGUGGGUUGGGGGGGUGGUGGUUGGGGGUUGUGGGGUUGGGGGGGGGGUUGAGUUUGGGGGUUGGUGGGGGGGUUUGGUUGGUUGGGGGGUGGUUGUGUGGUUGGGGGGGGGGUUGUUGUGGGUUGGGGGGGUUGUGUGGUGGUGUGGUGGGGGUGGGGGGUGUUUGUGUGUGUGUGGGGUUGGGUGGUUGUGUGUGGUGGUGUGGGGUGUGUUGUGGUGUGUGUGGUUGUGUGUGGUUGUGGGUGGGUUUGUGUGUGUGUGUGGGGGGUGUUUUUGGUGUGUUUUGGGUGGGUGUUUUGUUGUGGUGUGUGUGUUGGUUUGUGUGGUUUUUGGUGUGUGUGUUGGUGUUUUGGUGUGGUUGGUGUUUUUGGGGGUUGUGUUGUUGUGUGAUUGUGUGUGUGGUGUGUUUGUGUGUGUUUGUGAGUGUUUUAUGGUGUUGUGUGUGUUUUGGGGGGGUGUGGUGUGGUUGGUGUGUGUGUGUGGAGGGUUUGUGGUUUGUUGUGGUGGUGUUGUGGGUUGUGUGGUGUGUGUGGUGUGUGUGUGUGUGUGUGUGUGUGGGGGUUUGUGGUGUUGUGUGGUUUGUGGUUUGGUGUUGUGGUUUUUUUUGUUUUGUUGUUUGGUGUUUUGUGGGUGGGGUGGGGUGGGUUGGUGGUGGAGAGUGGUUUUUGUUGUGUUUUGGGGGGGUUUGUGUGGGGGUGGGGGGGUGGUGUGUUGGGUGGGUGUGGUGGGGGGGUGUUUGGGGGGUUGGGGGGGGGUGUUGGGUUUGGGGGUGUGGGUUGGGGGGGGGUUGGGGGGAGGGGUGGGGUUGGUUGGGGUGGGGGGUGUUUUGGUGGGGGGUGUGGGGGUGUGUUGGGGUGGUGGGGGGGGUGUGGGUGGGGGGGUAUUGGUUGGUUGGGGGUGGGGGGGGGGGUGUGGGGUUGGGUGGGGUGGUGGUGGGGUGUUGUUUGGUUGGGGGGUUGGUGGGUGGUGGUGGGUGUGUGUGUGUGGGGGGGUUUGGGUUUUGUGGGGUUGUGUUGUGGGGGUUUUUUUGUGUGGGGUUUGUUGUUGGUGUGGGGUGUUAGGGGGGGGUGGGGGGGGUGGUGUUGUGGGGUGUUGGUUGUGGUGGGUUGUUUGGUGUGGGAGUUUUUUGGUUUGGUGUGUUUGUUGGUUGGGGGGGUGGGGGUGGGGUGUGUGGGUUUGGUGGGUGGGGUUUGGGUUGGUGUGGGGGUGGUGGGUUGGGGGGGUGGGGUGUGUGGUUUGUGGGGGUGGGUUGUGUAGUUUGGGUGUGUGUGUGGUUGGUUUAGUUUUUUUGUGUUGUUGUGUGUUGUGGGUUUUAUGUUGGUUUGUUGUUUGUUUGUUUUUGAUUUUGGUUUAUUUUGGUGGUAGUGAGUUUGUUAUUAAUUUUUGUUGUUUUUGUUGUUUGGUUGUGUUUUUGGGGUUGUUUGGGGGGGUGUUGUUGGGGUGGGGUUGGUUUGUUUUGGGUGUGUUUGUUUUGUGGGGGGGGGGGGUGGUGUUGGUUUUUGUGGGGGGUUGGUGUGGGGGUGUUGGGUGUUGGUUUUUGGUGGUUUGGGGUUGUUGGUUUUUUGUGGUUGGUGUUUGUUGUUUGGUUGUGGUUUUUUGUUGUUGUGGUGGGUUUGUUGUUUUUUUUGUUGGGUUGUUGUGUGGUGUGGUAUGUUUUGGGGGGGGUGUUUGGGGGGGGGGGUUUUGUGGGUUGGGUUGUGUUUGUUUUGUUGGGUGUGUGUUUGUUUUUGUGUGUUUUGGUUGUGUUUUUUUGUGUGGGUGGGUUGGUUGUGUGGGUGUGGGUUGGUUGGGGGUUGGGUUUGGUUUUUGUUUUUGUGUGGUGGUUUUGGGGGGGGUUUUUGGGUGUGGUGUGUGGGUGUGUGGGUUUUGUGGUGGUUUGGUUGGGGUUUUGUUGGUUGUUUGGGGGUGUUGUGUGUGGUGUGGGGGGGGGGGGGGUUUUUGGUUGGUGAGUGGGGGUUGGUGGUGGGUGUUGUGGGGUGGGUUUGGUGUGGGGGGGGGUGGGUGUUGUGGUGGGGGGGUUGGGGUUUUUUGGUUUUUUGUUGGGUGGGUGGGAUUGUUGUGUUUUUGGGUUUGGGUUUGUUUUUUGUGGGUGGUAUGGGGUGGGGGUUUUGUGUUGGUGGGUGGUGUUUUUGGUUGUUUUGGGGUGUGUGGGUUUUUGUGUGUGGUUGGGUUUAGGUUGGGGGUGGUUGGUGGGUUUUGGGGUGGGGGGGUGUUUGUAGUUGGGGGUUGGUUGGUGGGGGGUUGUUUUUGGGUGUGGUGUGGGUGUUUUGGGGUUGGUUUGGUGGGGGGGUUGGUGGGGGUUGGUUGUUGUUUUUGGGUUUAUGGGUGGGUGAUGUUGAGGUGGGGGGGGGGUUUUGGUUUGGUUUUUUGUUUUGGUUGUUUUGUUGGGUUGGGUUGUGUUUGGAUUGUGUUGGGUGUUUUUUUUUAUGGGGUGUUGGGGGUUGUGGGGGUGUUGGGUUGUGAUUUGGUUGGAGUUGUGUUUUUGGUUGUUUGGUGGGUGUUGUGUAUUUUUGUUGUGGUGGGGUUUGUUGUUGUUUUUUGUGGGGUGUUUGUGGUGUUGGGUGGGUUUGGUGUGGGGGUGUGGGUUGUUGGGGGUGAUUUUUGUUUGGGUGUUGUGGGGUGUUUUGGUAGGGUUGGUGGGGUUGAGUGUGGAGGUGUUUUUUUGUUUAUUUGGUUUUUGGGUUUUUGUUGUUGGUGUUUUGGGGGGGUGGGUUGGGGGGGGUGGGUGGGGGGGUUUGGGUGGUUGGUGUGGUGGGUGGGUUGGGGGUGGGGUGGUUGUGGUUAG
Knipowitschia caucasica is the source of this 5280-nucleotide messenger RNA. Lineage: Eukaryota; Metazoa; Chordata; Actinopteri; Gobiiformes; Gobiidae. The record is from the annotation of a GenBank genome assembly.